Paramecium sonneborni is the source of this 2199-nucleotide messenger RNA. The record is from the annotation of a GenBank genome assembly. Lineage: Eukaryota; Ciliophora; Oligohymenophorea; Peniculida; Parameciidae.
AUGAAUUAAGAGAAAUGUAUUAAGCACAAUGAAUAUGUUAUUUUUCACAACCCAUCAUAAGCAGAUCUUUCAUUAAGAAAUUUAUGUUCAUUUUGUGUUACAGAGAUGAAAGAUGAUUUAGUAUUAAUUACUGAUGUUCAAUAACAAUUAAAAGGAUUAAAAAUUAAAAUAUAAUAAGAAAAUGAGGAGCUAUAUAACAAGAAUAUGUUAAUUCUACUUUAAGGAAAAGAAGAUGUGAAAUAAUUUAAAUCAUAAUUAAUGUUCUAAUUAGAUAAAUUCCUUAAAUGUAUUGAUUAAUAAACAGAUCUGAUCAAAAAAUCUGUGGAAAAUUUUAAUCACUUAAUCAAAGAAAUUCCCAUAAAUGAUACAUAAUUUUUUUAAAAAAAAUAUUAAGAAAUAGAACAAUAAUUGCCAAAUUAUGGAGGCAUAAAAGAGAUUCUCAUAAAAAAUUUAGGGUUAAUAAGCUCAUUAAAUUUUAUAAGUAAAUUAGAAGAAAUAUUCAAGAAAUUCGGUUUUUAAUGCUAAUCAUAUAAAUAGGAAAUUUUAAAUCUAGAUCAGAGUGAUUAAGAAUAAGCAAUUAAUUUAAAUCUUUAAUGUGAUAAUCAUAAAAAAUAAAUAAUUCGAAUUGAUUUAAAUGAGAAAAAAACAAUACCUAAUAGGUUGGCUUGUUCAGAUUGCAUAGCAGAACAUCAUAUUAAAUAUACAGAGCUUAAUAAAUUUUAUAAAGACUGGUUAAAUUACUAGAAAAAUCAGAAAAAUGUACUUGAAUAAAAAAAAAAAUUCAUUAUUUAGAAUUAAGAAAAAUAUGGUUAAUUAUUAAUAGAUUUUAAAGAAAAAAUAUGUAAUUUAAUUUCUUAGUAUGAUAUUUAACAAAAUGAUAGUAACUAGAAAUUUAUUCAAUAAAUUGAAUAUUCCAAAGUUAAAACAUAUGCAAAAUUAUCAGAAUUAUCGCAAUAAAGAAUAAUUGAAAUUGCUGAUAAAAUAAGUAUGCUACUUAAUAAAGGAGAACAGGAAGAAAAUGAAUUAUUAGAUUUAGGUCAAAUUUGGAGUUAAUCUUUGAAAGCUAAUUUUUUUAACUUCUAAAGAAAUUUAUUAGUAAUUUUGACAAUUUUAGAUCCUGUUGAAGUGAAUUCUUAAUUAUUUAAAAAAGAAGUAACAUCAUAGGGAAUAGAAAGUGAAGAAUUAAACGAGAAGACAGAGAAUUUUUAAUAAUAAUAAGAGUAGAAAUCAUUUGAAUAUGAAUUGCUUAGUUAAUCUUCAUUACAAUAAUAAGAGUUCUGUUAUUCUAUUGCUAUAAAUAAAAAUAAUUCAAUAGUUAUUGCUGGAUGUAAAUCAAAUAUUAGAAUUUUUGAAUUUAAAGAGGAAUUAUUAAAAGAAAUUCAAGUCCUCAACGAACAUUCAGAUUAUGUUAAUUGCUUAUACUUUAUGAAUUAAUCGGAUUCUUUUGUCUCAGGGAGUCGAGAUAAUUCAAUAAAAAUAUGGAAAAAAAAUAUAGAAAAUUAAUGGGAGUGUAAUUAUACUUUAAAUGAUCACUAAGGUUCUAUAUUAUGUAUUAUAACUAAUAAUGCACAAGAUCUUAUCAUAUCUGGAAGUAGUGAUAAACAAAUAAAAUUUUGGAGAAGACAAAAUUGUAAUUAGUUUUUUUUUUGGCAAAAAUAAACUAAAUGGUCUUGUCUUCAAACUAUUUCAAGCCAUGUUAAAAGUGUAUAUAGUUUAAGUUUAAUUGAGGAAUAAAAUAAAUUGAUAUCAUGUGGAUAUGAUAAUAAAAUAUUAGUAAUUAUAUAAUAAAAUAAGACAUGGAUUAUCAUUUAAACAAUUAUAGUUAAAUAAUCUGGAUAUAGAAUUUGUUUUAUUAAUUAAAACUUAUUUAGUUUUCAGCCUGAUAAUCAUAAUAAAAUGCUUAUAUACGAGAAGAUUAAUGAAGAAUACAUUUAAAAAUAAGAAGUGUUAAUAAAGAAUGGAAAUAGCUGUUAUAGUUUCUUUCCUUAGAAAUUUAUAAAAAAUAAAUAGUUUUUAGUCAGUAAGAAUGGAAGCCAUAUUAAUUUUAUCAGAUUGAAUUUCAAUUAAUAAUUUUAACUGGAUUAUUCUAUUAAUCUUAUUGAAGAUUAGAUAUAUGGAGACAUAAGUGAUGAUGGUGAAUAUUUACUCACUUGGGAUAAUAAAACAAAGGAAAUCUAAAUUAGGAAGUAUAAGGAAUGA